Hyla sarda is the source of this 1636-nucleotide messenger RNA. RefSeq names its product Rieske Fe-S domain containing (gene RFESD). The coding region runs from base 318 to 800 and encodes 160 amino acids. Lineage: Eukaryota; Metazoa; Chordata; Amphibia; Anura; Hylidae. The transcript is spliced from 4 exons. Gene Ontology annotation, molecular function: 2 iron, 2 sulfur cluster binding. The record is from RefSeq and is a predicted model, not a curated record.
UGUUUUAAAUUUUACAGUGGGGACCCAAAGCUUAUAGCAUAAAAAGUUUAAAAUAGCUAAAACAUUCACAUCAUUUGUUGAUUUCGUAUUUAGAAGUUAGAAAUAGCAGUGGUUUUCCAACAAUUUUCAACAGUCCUAUCAGCAAAAAAACAACAACCUAAAAGAGCAGAUUUCUGUGUCCUGUUCCUGUUAUCAGUUGGGCGGGACAUCUGGCAACUGACUGCCUGCAAUUACUUGUGUCACUAUCUCUCAUACAGGAGGACUGGGGCGUCCAUCAAGAUCCAGUGAGUAAUUUGAAUAGUAAAGAAAGAAAGGAAAUGGGCCAGCAGCAAGCCAUCAUUGCCGAGCCAGAAGAAUUGGAAGAAUCUGCUGUUCUUGUGGGGAAGGUGGAAGACUUUAAAGUAUCUAAGCGGAUGAGAACCACUGUGAAUGAUAAAGAAGUAGUGAUAUUUCAUCAUCUGGGCACAUUCCAUGCUCUGGAUCUUCGCUGCUAUCAUGCUGGAGGUCCUCUUCAUCUUGGAGAAAUAGAGGAUAUUAAUGGACAAGCAUGUAUUGUUUGUCCAUGGCACAAAUAUAAAAUAGUUUUGGAAAAUGGUGAAGGCCUGUACCAAGGGGUUGACCCUAAAGAUCCAAAACGAUCAAAGAAGUGGUUCUCCAAAGGAAGGAAACAAAGGACUCACAAAGUGACUGUGAAAGAUGGGAAUGUUUAUGUAAUGCUGUCAGAUCCGAAUAUGAAAUGUGAUUCUGAUUUCUUUGCAAAAGAAAAGUUCAAUGACGAAGUGUGUCCUGAUCCUGUUUAAACCUAUGCUUGCUAACUAAAAACUCUAUUGAACUCUAUUUUACUCUACGAUCGGCAACCAAUAACUCAUGCUCAGGGCUGCCAUAAAUCAGAGAUGAAUCACAUCCACAUCAAAUUUAAGUACAGUAAAUACAGAACAAGGCUAUGACCAGCUGAUCCAGAAAGCACAAUGGGGGGAAUUAAUCGUUCUUUUUACCCUUUUCUUCAGGUUGUUCUCUGGCGCAUCUGUUUGUCACAUUGUCAUUUUUGCAACGUUUGGUUGCGCCAAACCGUUUAUGUGCUUUUAAAGGGGAAGCUGUGCUGGAUGACAUUCCACGUUACUAUUUGCAGUGGUAAUGAAUUCAAUAAUUGCGACAAUAUGGGGCGUGUCUCUAUGUCGUUUGUCGCAAAUCUAUACCAUCUCUAUCUUGGUGUAGAAAAGUCACUCAAAUAGGUAUAUAUAGACCCACUCUACUUAUGUAAGCCAUAGAGGUUUUGUUAUAUUUUAUAUGACUGACAAAAAAAAUUGGAACAUUCUAUCUGAUGCUGUGUUGCAGAGCAAUUUUUUUCUAUUAGCAUUUCAUGGUCUAGAUACAUAACACAGCGCAAAGCAGCGGGACUCCAUGCACCUAAGUAGAGGCUCUGUACACAUUGCUCUACAGAUAUUGGGAUGGUUGGUUUGCUGUUAACUGCAGUCUGAAUCUGGAUUUGGUAUAUGCAAUAUGACUGGUUGCUGUUGUCUGUUAUAAUAAAGUCCCACAAUUCACAAUAUAAAACGAUUUCUUACAAUGACACAUAGUGUGAGUGUUUUUUUUUCUAAUUAAAGAUAUACAAUUCAACCAUGAGCCAAAUGGUCAG